Messenger RNA from Microtus ochrogaster (prairie vole), 4393 nucleotides. It is a transcript of the gene Twsg1, whose product is annotated as twisted gastrulation BMP signaling modulator 1. Lineage: Eukaryota; Metazoa; Chordata; Mammalia; Rodentia; Cricetidae. Gene Ontology annotation, biological process: regulation of BMP signaling pathway. The record is from RefSeq and is a predicted model, not a curated record.
GACGGGCAGGCGGGGAGAAGCCAGGGGCCGGGCGGGCCUGUGUGUUGGCGGCGCCGGAGCUCGCGGGAGCGGCUUGGAAGCCCGGCCGCCGGGAGGAGGCCGCGGCCACGCUUCCUGGCAGUUACUGAGGGGCUUCUUUGAAGAACCAUGAAGUCACACUAUGUUGUGCUAACCCUAGCCUCCCUGGUGUUCCUGACGAGCCUCCCUGUGUCACAGAGCUGUAACAAAGCUCUCUGUGCUAGUGAUGUGAGCAAGUGCCUCAUUCAGGAGCUCUGCCAGUGCCGGCCGGGAGAAGGAAGCUGCCCGUGCUGUAAGGAGUGCAUGCUGUGCCUCGGGGCGCUGUGGGAUGAGUGCUGCGACUGUGUGGGCAUGUGUAACCCUCGGAAUUACAGCGACACACCUCCCACCUCAAAGAGCACAGUGGAGGAGCUGCACGAGCCCAUCCCCUCCCUGUUCAGGGCGCUCACGGAGGGGGACACCCAGCUGAACUGGAACAUCGUCUCCUUCCCUGUGGCAGAGGAGCUCUCACACCACGAAAAUUUAGUCUCCUUUUUAGAAACUGUGAACCAGCCGCACCACCAAAAUGUGUCUGUUCCCAGCAACAAUGUUCACGCUCCUUAUCCCAACGACAAAGAGCACAUGUGCACUGUGGUUUACUUUGAUGACUGCAUGUCCAUACAUCAGUGUAAAAUAUCCUGCGAGUCCAUGGGAGCGUCCAAAUACCGCUGGUUUCAUAACGCCUGCUGUGAGUGCAUCGGUCCAGAGUGUAUCGACUACGGCAGUAAGACGGUCAAGUGUAUGAACUGCAUGUUCUAAAGAAGGGAAAGGGACGCAGUCCACAGCAGCUUAGUUACUAGGAGGACACGAAAAUUACUCAGUAAGUCAUGAAGUGUGCAGAAGUCAUGAGUCAAGUAUGCUAGGAACAAACUAAAUUAUGUUGUUAUAACUGUAACUUUUCUGUUUGUUGCCUAUUAGCGUAUGUCUUUUCCAUGGGAACAGUAGAACUCUAGUCCUAUGAGAAUGGGGUACGGAGGAGUUGUGGAAGAGCUGUAGUUCUGACAGAAGGAGCUAUGGCUUUCAACUACCAGCCUCAAGUCCACCAGGUCUCUGUCCUUAAAGCUGUCCGAACCGUGCCUUGGAUUGCUUAUCUGUUUUUUAUAAAGAGAGUAAAUAUUGCAGCUCACAUUCAAGCCACUGUAAAAGCUUAAUGGUUAUCUUACAUGGUUUUAGAAAGUAAAUAUUUACUAUAUUUUACAGCAGAAAACUUUUCCCUAGAGCCAGUGAGCUGACUCGGUGGGUAAAAGUGUUUGCUGCCAUGCCUGAUGACCUGAGCUUGAUCCCUAGCACCAGAGCCCAUACAGUGGAGGAGAGAACCAACAGACCUCCAUACAUGCACAAUAACAUGCAUAUGCGCACAGGCACACACACACUAAGUAAAUGUUUAAAAGAACUUUAAACCUCUCACGUGGUGAGAUCUGUCCUGCGGCACUCAUGCCGACGGUGACUUAGCUGUGGUCUUGCACUCCCCCGCCCACAGUGCUGAUGUAUAGGUAGUUGAAUCAUCUCUACCAAGAAUUGCAGCACACCCUUGAAACUCCACUAAACGCACUGGAGGAUCUGGGUGCAGAAGAAGCCAGGGAAAGAGCAGCCAGGCUGUAUGUAGGUCAUGUGAUGCCACAUCAGGUACCAGGAAGCAGCUGUCCUUUUCCAGCUGCACAGCAGAGGUGAGAGUGAGGUGCACCAGGAGAAGGAUCAGGCUCUGCACCAGCAAACCAGCCAGCUUCUCCAGCACACAGAACCAUGGGCUCGGCACCAACAAACCAGCCAGCUUCUCCAGCACACAGAACCACGGGCUCGGCACCAACAAACCAGCCAGCUUCUCCAGCACACAGAACCACGGGCUCGGCACCAACAAACCAGCCAGCUUCUCCAGCACACAGAACCGUGGGCUCGGCACCAGCAAACCAGCCAGCUUCUCCAGCACACAGAACUGCAGGCUCGGCACCAGCAAACCAGCCAGCUUCUCCAGCACACAGAACUGCAGGCUCGGCACCAGCCAACCAGCCAGCUUCUCCAGUACACAGACUGCAGGUUCAGCACCAGCAAACCAGCCAGCUUCUUUAGCACGUGAGGUUGCAGAGGGUUGAGGAAUUUACAGACGUGAACAAAGAAGGGCGAGAUUGUUAGGAACUCUUAGGAUCUACCUUAAAACCAUUUAUAGUCGCUGUUUUUGUUACUUUGUAAUGUCUAUAUUUGUUUCUGGAUAUCUGAAUCUAAUAUUCUUAUUAAAUAAGCAUCAUAUUUUGGAAGCUGUACUUCUAAAAGUGGAGGGGGAAAUCUGUUUAAUAUGUUUACUCCUGCUUAUUACAGAAUUAUCUAAUUAGCUUCUUAUGUAGUGUUUCCCUAGAGACAAGCUAAAAUACUACAUACCCUUCAUAGAAAUAAAAUCCUCACUUUCAAGCAUGAUUCUAAAACAAAUAUUUAAAAUACACAGGCUUGUUUUAAUGAAAUUGCUAUUUUUUUGCUAGUGCGGAUCUGAAUUAAAAGUAACUUUUUAGGAAUACUCUAUAUGUCUAUAUAUUUUAGUACAUAAAAUAGAAAAUGCUCUUAAACACAUUUUGCAUUCUUAUUUGAAUAGUAGUUAACUACAAGAUUGUGAUAUUACAUAAGGCUAGCCACUAUAAAAUCUGUUCUUUCCCAUAGCUGAAGAGCACUCCAGGUCCCCAGCCUUCUAACGUCACGGCGCCCUCUCUCACUCUCACAGCAGCGCCUCUUGGGAACGGCUUAGCUCCUUUCGUAGCUCCGACACCGCCCGGGGUUUUCUUGACAUCAGGAGGGGCUUUGAAGGACUGCAGCUUGCUGCUCCAUUUCGUCUUCCUAAUCGUCAAGAAAGUCAUGCCUAUGAAUAGGAAUGCUCUGAUGGCUGCAGGCAGUUUGCCUUCAAGUUUUCUUUUUUGAUUUGUUUGUUGCUUUUGUUUUGUUUUGAAACAGGGUCUCUAUGAAGCCCUGGCUGGCCUGGAACUUGCUACACAGACCAGGCUGACUGUCCUCAUGCCUUCUUAUGGUGGCCACAAGCAUUGUUAACAUAUAUCAUUACCUUUUUAAAAAUCUUUUUCAUUAUCAAAUUUUAAAAUGUCGUAUAUCUUUUUUAUCCCAUACAGUUCUCUGUGGACAGUGUCUUAAACCAAUUGCUUUACUGUUUUUUAUUGCCCUGUUUUCCCCGUUAGAAUUGAUCCCACAGAUAAGUUUUAUGUUCCUAUUUUGUGUAUUUCUCCUGGUUUGCCAAGGCCUUGAGGAAAAAGCAGCAUUCAGCCGACAGGUUUUAGUUUUAGAGCUGGGGAUUGUGCGCACACUUGUGGUCCCACACUUGAGAGGCUGAACAAGGGGACCUCAGGAUCACAGGACACACAGGAAGACACUGUCUCAAAACAGCAAAGAAAUCCUUUCUAGUUCUAUACUCAACAUUCUGAGUCUUGUUUUUUCUAAAUUGAAAUUAAACAUUUAAGAAGCUAGUGCCUCGCUAGUGCCUUCCACACCAUUCUAGCAUGAUCACUUCCCUAUUGAAGAGUUGGUAAGAGUUUGUUCCUUUUUAUACUUUAUCUUUACUAUAGCCAGAUCAGAAAACACUACAUUUUAAGGGCUGGGUUGAAGCCCAGUGAUGGAGCUCUUGCUUAUCAUAGGUGUAGCCCUGGGUUUCCUCCUGGGUACCAACAAGAAACAAAACACUAGGUUGUGAAUCAGAGGGUAUUAUUAAAUCCAUACAUACACACACUUUCCUGUAGCAAGACAUGGGCUUAUGGGCAGGUUUUUGUCUUGUGUUUCUCCCAUAACAUUUAAUUAUGACUGUAACUAUUCGUAAUUAUGGUACAAAAGCAAAUGGUGAUUCAAGUAAAAUGUAGUGUUUGUUUACACGGGAUGCUGUGAAAGGGGUCUUCACACCAAAGGAACACUUUUUGGUUUUUCAAGACAGGGUUUCUCUGUAUAGCCUUGACUGUCCUAGAACUCACUCUGUAGACCAGGCUGGCCUCAAACUCAGUAAGAUCCACCCUCUCUCCCUCUCAAAUACUGGAAUUAAAGGCUUGUGCCACCACUGCCUGGCCAAAGUAUAAGUUCUAAAGUUUCAGAAAAUAAGAUUGUCAUUAGGAUAUUUGAACAAGUAUUUGUAAAUCAAAAAACCUUCAAAUAGAGAAACUAAAGCCUCUCUGGAAAACGAGGCUUAGAACUGGGCACAGUUGAAAGGUUUGUACUCAGUGUCUUUCAAGACUUUAAAUUCUUUUGUCCAUUCCCAAGAGUCUGUUUCUUGCGUUUGUCAUGACCUACAACAUAUGUAAUUGUGUAUAUUCUCAUUGCUUGUCUCUGUAAUCAAAAAAGUAUUUUAAUAAAAAAUAGAAAU